Erpetoichthys calabaricus (reedfish) is the source of this 1623-nucleotide messenger RNA. It is a transcript of the gene pafah1b2, whose product is annotated as platelet-activating factor acetylhydrolase 1b, catalytic subunit 2. The transcript is spliced from 5 exons. NCBI's taxonomy places the organism in Eukaryota, Metazoa, Chordata, Cladistia, Polypteriformes, Polypteridae. The coding region runs from base 281 to 976 and encodes 231 amino acids. The record is from RefSeq and is a predicted model, not a curated record.
CAGUUUUUGGGCUCGGAAUUUAUCCUGCUAGUCGUUAAGACAUCGGGGGAUGAAGUGCCGAGAGGAGGCGGAACUUCCGGUGUCACAUUACGAUUGGCAGUGCGGAGCGGAAGUGAAGGGCUGCAGCCUUCAAACAAACACUAAGAGGGUCUUGAGAUAACGAGUCCGCCCUUGGGAGCCUGCAGGGCCGCAGAGUGUAGUUGAGUUUGCGGUCUACAACUGAAGCGGAACUCGGGCGUGGUGAUCGUCUUUCUUGUCUCUGCGGGAACCGUUGCUGGACAUGAGUACAAGCACGGACGAGGAGAACCCCGCUGCGCUGGCCCUGCCGGCGGAGGACGUGCAGGGAGACGGCAGGUGGAUGUCUCAGCACAACCGGUUCGUUCUUGAAUGCAAAGAUAAGGAGCCUGAAGUGCUGUUUGUAGGAGACUCCAUGGUCCAGUUGUUGCACCAGUAUGAGAUUUGGCGGGAGCUAUUUUCUCCACUUCAUGCUCUAAAUUUUGGAAUUGGGGGUGAUACAACUUGCCACGUAUUGUGGAGACUGACACAUGGAGAACUUGAGAACAUCAAGCCUAAGGUUGUUGUGCUCUGGAUAGGAACGAACAAUUAUGAACAUACAGCAGAGCAGAUUGCGGGGGGCAUCCAGGCUAUCAUCCAUUUAGUAAACAAACUCCAACCACAGGCGAAGGUGGUUGUACUGGGCUUGCUGCCACGAGGAGAGGGACCAAACCCACUGAGAGAGAAGAACGCCCGAGUGAAUGCCUCUCUGCGUACGGCUCUCCCACGACUUGGAACAGCUCAGUUUCUGGAUGUGGGCUCCAGCUUUGUUCAUUCCGAUGGCACCAUCUCCCACCACGACAUGUUUGAUUUUCUGCACCUCACCCCUUCUGGAUAUGCAGCUGUAAUCAAGCCUUUACAUGAACUACUGCUCCAGCUUCUGGAGGAGACCCCAGAAGAAAAGACAGCCACCCUGGCCUAAGUGGGAUGCCAUGCUGGAGUCAGCCCCAGUCUGGCAAGAUCCUUUUAUUUCUCGAGAGCUCACUGCAGCUUUUCUAGAAAGGGUUCACUUGCUGCCAUUCAGUUACUGGGAAGUGUACACUACAGCCCGGUGUGGGGCAAAUAGAGGGAUCCAGCCCACCCGGCUGUACAUCUCUCUUGGACAUAAAUGGUGCCCUAUUGUCACCGGGCCUUGUGCCCUUGCCAUCAAACCAUUCCAGAGCUCUAGUCUUUUUAGUUUUAAUUUCAGGGCUGUUUGUGCAACUUUUAUUGUCGUGCUUUGGUGAUGAUGAGGCUCCCCUUCCCAAUGUACUGAUUCCAGUUUUGAGCCCCUGCCCCCUUAUCUGUGCGUUAUCUCUCGCUCGCUCUCUCUCUCUCUCGAGGAUCUGGGGUGGGCACGGGUAGCGGAGUUCAUUAACUAGUGGUUUCCUCAUUUAUUCACUUAAAUUCAGUGUUGGAUGCAUCAGUGCUGUGCAGCUUGAAGCAGUUCUAUUAUGAGUGUAUUUAACAUGCUGUGUGUGUGUGUGUGCGCGCGCGCGUAUGCGUGUCUGUCCGUCUGUCCAAAUGGCUCUUCUUUUGCUUUAUGUAAUGUAGCACAAAGUCCCAAAUAAAACAAAUAACUGAGUUGUA